GUUUUGAAGUUGAAUGUUAACACGUUUUAGAUGUUGCAUGGUGUUAAGACAAAAUAAAUGUAGUUUUAAGAUUAUGGUACCUGGUCCUGCACUUUUUCUGUAUUUUUUCUUCAUUUCCUUAGUUGCAGCCGCUUUGCGGUUACAACUACAGGUGCUGGCUCUCAGACGGCGAUUUGUCGGCAGCAUGGCAUUGACUGACAAUCAGCGGGUAAAUAACGCCGCCGCCGUGUGUGUACGACUACAGAUGAAUUUUUGUUUUUGCGACCGCGAGACGUUUCGCAAUCACGAUGAAUUUCGGUGACGCGAAUAUAUUUCGGUGCGUAAUCUUUGUAUUUUGUUUUGGUUACGUACAAAACCGACGGAAGAUAAAAGUAAACAGUGACGUAGAUUUUGGUGACCGAAACUCUGACAUAUAUUUGAACUCCUUACAACUCAUUAAUAAGUACGGGUAUCGACCCCAAAGCCAUACAGUGACAACGGACGAUGGAUAUUUAGUGAAUUGUUACAGAAUACCAAAUAAAGGACCACCAGUGUUGUUAGUUCACGGGAUUGGUGACAGUUCUGAUUCGUGGUUGCUGCUGGGACCUGAGAAGUCGAUAGCGUUCCAGCUCGCCAGACUAGGAUACGACGUUUGGAUGUAUAAUGCUCGAGGAAAUAAAUACAGUAAGGGACACAUUAGAAAUCUCCCUGACAAAGAAUAUUGGGAUUUCAGCUAUGAAGAGAUGGGAACGCAAGAUUUACCAGCGGUGAUUGAUUAUAUACUCCAAACAACAUCUCGACGUAACCUGUCCUACAUCGGGUUUUCUCAAGGAACGGCAAUUUUUUUCGUAAUGUGUAGCAUGAAGCCUGAAUACAACGAGAAGAUCAAGCAAGCGAUAUUACUGGCUCCGAUAGCGUGGAUCACAAGUACUCAGUACCCGUUUAUAGAUAUUUUAGCGCAAAAUUUGGACGUACUAAAGACAUUCUUUGAUAGUGUCGGCGUGUACGAUUUAUUUGCGGAUAAUGUGUUGACUAAUCUUUAUCAUGCCAAAGUGUGUCGUUUGGGUGUACCUGAAAAUAUUCUCUGUAAGUUAGAAUAUUAUAUAAGUUAUGGUAUAAGGAAUUUGAGUAAUUUGUAUCCAAAGAAACUUCCGAUUGUUGCUAGUCAUAUUCCUGCUGGGGUUUCUAUAAAGACGUUUAUUCAUUAUUUCCAAAGUUAUUCGAGUAAGCGGUUUCAAAGGUUUGAUUAUGGUAUGAAAAUGAAUCGAGAGGUGUAUUCUUCUGUUAUGCCUGCGUCGUACGAUUUGUCUCGGGUUAGAGCUCCUGUGUAUAUGUUCAGUAGUGAUUUGGAUUGGUUUAGUACACCGACAGAUGUUGAAAGACUUCGAAGACAAUUACCUAAUAUUGUUAGGCAUGUGAAGUUAAAUGAAUCGUUAGACUUCACACAUUUAGAGUUUAUUUAUGGCACUCGUGUUAACGAGAUAGUUAAUAAUGAUGUAAUUAGAAUACUAAAUGGAGAUUUAUAAAAUGUACGCUUAGUUACUUUACCUAUUUUGUUUUUGUCUACGAAUAAGAGGUAUUUAUGUUUUGAAAUAGAGGUCAGCUUUUUUUGCUAGAUGAUUUCUGGAUUUUCAGUCGCUUUGAACAUUUAAUUAAAUUGAUCUGUGAUUGUUUACAAUAUAAUUAAGUAUUAUAAAAAUUGGUACGGUACAUAGAUAGAAAUUCUAAAUAUCGUAAAUAUUCUUACAAAAUUCGAUGAGAUUUUUAUGAUAAUUUAUUGUAUACUUAUUUAUAAAUAUUAGACGCUUUGUUACAUAGCUCUGUGAUUCCAUAACAUCCGUAAACAAUAGUACCAUAGUAGAUGCUAUAGAAAUAAAAUUUGUAUAGAUAGGUAUAACAUUCCAAGCAUUUUUCAAAUAUUUCAUACUUAUGCAUAUAAGAUAAUUUUAUCGUUCUGAUAGCAUACUGUUUUGAAUUCUUCUUCUAAGAUAUGUGAUUAUGAUCCUUGUUUGUAUUAACAGUAUUUUAUGGGUUCUAUCAUGGUAUUGAUUAAUUUAGGUAUAUAUAAGCUGUUCUAAAAUUAUCUGCCACGACAUUAAUGGAAGGUAGUGAUGUGUUUGAAAUAUUACAAUAGGUACUUAGUAAAUAUAAAUGAUUGAUUAUGUGUAUUUUUUUUGAGUGUGAGUUUGUUAUGUAAGAGCUCUCUUUUACUCUCUCUGUCGCAUCGUGAGUAUUUGUGACCCAUUCUAUGCAGAGUAGAGUCAAUGUUUAUUUAACUUCUUUAUGUUGUCAAAUUAAAUUAACUAAUUUGGGGUAUGAUUUUUUUUUACUAUUGUUUAUUUAUUAUUUUCAAACAGAACACUACCAUUAAAGCAGUGGCAGACUUACGUACUUUUAGAACACCUUAUAUCUAUAAUUAGUUUUGGAAAAAUUACAUGGGCGUAAUUUUUUUAACUUCGUAGACUUUUUUUAGCCCCGUUUGCAUCAAUAAUACAAUAUUUGUUUUACUUAAUCGGUGACCCUGGUUUCCUGCACCGUGGUUUUGUGCUCUUUGUAUUUCUUUUGUAUCAUUGUUUAUGCUAUUUUGAAUUAGAAAUGAUAUAAAAUAGGACGAUGACAUAGAUAGGACAUGUAAACAAAAUACACAUGUUGCUGUUGCGGGGAUGGACUGAUGGUAGAGCGCAUGCAUUAAGGCAGCUACUUGAAAUCACAACGUAAUUUAAUAAUCACAGACAUAUAGGUCACCAAUGACGGGUUAAAAAUAGCAUAUAUGGGAGGCAAAAAGGUUCCAUACAAAAUGUACCUACCUCUCAAUGCAAUCCCUUUCACCGUCCCGUGUUACAAGUACAAGUACAUAGGUACCGUUUUGGAAAUUCUAAAAUAAAAUAAACACGCGUUUGGUUUUCCAUGGGACCAAAGGGUUCAUUGAUAGGGGUCAAAUUGCUUAGGGUAUGGCGAGGGGGAACAUUGAUUCUGCAAUCAUUGCGAUACUUUGAAGAGGAUCUAUAAUACAUGAUGGGAUUUUCGCAAAGGGAAUUGUGAUAUAGAAAUAAAGCCUGCAAAACAUUAGGAGCUAUCUUUAUUAUGGUUGUACGUAGACAGAUAGUUAUUGUAAUUUAUUUUGAUUGGAUUAUAAAUUAUAAUAGGUAAGUAGGUAUUAUAUAUAAGAUGUGUAUAGGCUUAACCCACCUUUUAAAUUAUAGUAGACGUAUUUGAUGAGAAUAUUUAUUAUAGGUAUACCUUAAUACAUGCCUACAAAUUGCUUGUAAAGUCUUUAAGUUGUUUACAAGUAUAAUACAAAUAAUUUAUAGGCAUGUAGGUGUAGGUUUAAUACGAAUCUACCUAUCUUUAUGUACAUUUAUAAAAUUGUAUUAAUAUAAGCUAUACUUUUAAAAUCAAUAGUGUUCAUUAUUCCAUAAGGUAAACUAAUAAAUAGGUUCAUCUAAGUUUUGGCUGUAAAUAUUCCAUGAGCAUUGGUAGUGUACAGUGUACAGAAAAGCCUGGGGCAGUGCUUUCGACCUUACGGUUUAAUUUGGCUCCGAUCGACUGUGUAUGCAGACCAUACUAGCCGGGUCAUUGCACAUAACCUCAAACGGUAUGAAUUUUUAUUAACACAAUGUGCAAAGAAAUCUUUUUUAUGAUUAAGUGUGAUCAAAAAUUUGUGUUCAAUCAGAAAUUGUGUGCCGUAUGCUUAUUGAGUUUGAGGAAUGGGUGAAAUAUUUAGUUAGUUGAUAAGUAUGUAUUAUAUUUGAUAUUUGAUAGAGGACGAUAAAGGUACGCGUCCACAGGCCCGCAUUGUACGCAUCGCCUGCGGCCUGUGGACGCUUACCAUAAGAGCCUGUAGCCAAAUACCACUUUAGCGCUUGUCUACAGAGAGAGUAGAAGAGUCAACGUAUUAGGAUGACACUGACAUGUGUAAAAAAUUACGUCAAUCCCAUACAAUUUAGUUUUCUCCUCAACAAGUAGACAUGCGCUAAAAGGCAUUAGGUUAGGUACAGGCUAAGGAUAGUAAAAGUAGUACAAGAUAGUGACAAAAAUUUUACAAGGGAUCAAUUUAGUUUUAUUCUAAAGAAUUCUAAGACGAUUUAGCAAACUCGAGCAGACUUUGAAUUUUCUUAGAUAGUGAAAAGUCCAGCUUUACCUACCUACAUAUUUAUGUAAAUUCACGACCAUUUUCAGCAAAUUAAAUAGUAGAACAACACUUGAAUGCAGUAGUAAAUCAAUUCAUAUCAAUUACAAUAGCGUACCAAGUACAUAAAUUAACAUUGUUUGCUAUGUUUGUAGGUAAAUUAAUAAUGAAUCGUUCAUAGUUGCGAGAGUCCAUUAUGCAAAAUUUUGACACGUGAUAAUUUCUCACCCGAUAUUGUAAAACAGGCCACUUUCAGUGGUUUAAUUGUGCUAUAAAAUUAUGCUAAAAUAUGUGUCGUGUUUCGAGAAAAUGUACAUGAUAAAAUAAAUUAUUAAUAAUAUUA
Molecule: messenger RNA, 4451 nt
Organism: Spodoptera frugiperda (fall armyworm)
Lineage: Eukaryota; Metazoa; Arthropoda; Insecta; Lepidoptera; Noctuidae
Product: lipase 3-like
Exons: 1
Coding region: 288-1505 (405 amino acids)
Molecular function (GO): hydrolase activity, acting on ester bonds
Source: RefSeq, a predicted model, not a curated record